Messenger RNA from Coregonus clupeaformis (lake whitefish), 4512 nucleotides. RefSeq names its product RNA-binding motif, single-stranded-interacting protein 2-like. The record is from RefSeq and is a predicted model, not a curated record. Gene Ontology annotation, molecular function: mRNA 3'-UTR binding; poly(U) RNA binding; poly(A) binding. NCBI's taxonomy places the organism in Eukaryota, Metazoa, Chordata, Actinopteri, Salmoniformes, Salmonidae. The coding region runs from base 66 to 1277 and encodes 403 amino acids. The transcript is spliced from 13 exons. Gene Ontology annotation, cellular component: ribonucleoprotein complex; nucleus; cytosol.
GACGUCAGCUGACUGCCUGCCUUGGCUACGCUCUUCGCUCCAGACAUAGUGCUGCUGCUGUAAAAAUGCUGCUCUCUGUGCCGCCGAGGACAGGAUUCAACCCAUACAACGGCUAUACAAGCAGAACUAGUAAAAAGCCGACAUAUGUGUCCUCCAGCCACCAGAUGUCUCUAACCAGCCCGAACCCCACCACCACCAGCAGCAGCAGUAACGGCAGCCUCAGUGCAGAGCAGCUGAGCAAAACUAACCUCUACAUCCGCGGCCUCCACCCGGGAACCACAGACCAGGACCUUGUCAAACUGUGUCAGCCGUAUGGGAAAAUUGUGUCCACUAAAGCCAUCCUGGACAAGACCACCAACAAAUGCAAAGGCUAUGGCUUUGUUGACUUUGACAGUCCGUCUGCGGCACAGAAAGCAGUGACAGCACUGAAAGCUGGUGGAGUCCAGGCUCAGAUGGCUAAGCAACAGGAGCAGGACCCCACUAACCUGUACAUCUCCAACCUGCCUGUGUCUAUGGACGAGCAGGAGCUGGAGAAUAUACUGAAGCCCUUCAGUCAGGUCAUCUCUACACGCAUCCUCAGAGACGCCAACGGCACCAGCAGAGGAGUGGGCUUCGCCAGGAUGGAGUCAACAGAGAAAUGCGAGACUAUCAUUCAACAUUUCAAUGGCAAAUAUAUCAAGAGUCCACCUGGAGUACCAGUGCCCUCGGAACCCCUGUUAUGUAAGUUUGCAGAUGGAGGACAGAAGAAGAGACAGAGCCAGGGAAAGUACCUGCAGAAUGGCCGUCCCUGGACAACAGAUGGGGAAACGGGAGGAAUGACACUGACAUAUGACCACACCACAGCCUUACAGAAUGGGUUCUACUCAUCCCCCUACAGUAUGGCCCCUAACAGAAUGAUCGCUCAGACCUCCCUCUCCCCCUACAUGCACUCUCCUGUUAAUACCUACCAGAUCCACGGUCCACAGUCAUGGAUGCAUCAUCAUCAGCAGUACCUCAUGCAGCCCUCAGGCCAAGUCCUGACGCCGGGCAUGGACCACACCAUGUCCAUCCAGCCAACCUCUAUGAUGGGGCCUCUCACACAGCAGCUCAGCCACCUCUCUAUGGGCAGCAGUGGCACGUAUAUGCCUGCAAACACAUCUAUGCAAGGGACCUACAUCCCCCAGUACACCCAAGUGCCUCAGACCACCGUUUCAGUUGAGGAAAGUGCCAUCCAACAACAGGUUUCCCUGGAGACUCCCACAGAACACACAGGUUACUCCUAUCAGCAUAGCAAGUGAAGAGGAGGGACAGGUGGGUUACACUAGUCUAUUUCCUGGGCCACCUGCGGUCCGUACAGCUCAGCUCAGCUCAGCUCAGUGACUAGUGGCUCUGGACAGAAGCACCAGACAGUCACACUAAAGAGAAAAGGAUAUUUAAAAAUCAGAGGUUACGGGAAACUCUUGAAUAGAGAUUAAUGGAUACUGUGAAAACGAACAGAACUUGGAGCAUCUAUUUUGACCACAGAACAUGACUCUAUAGUCGAAGAAAGAGAAAAAAACACACACACACACAUUAUUUUUUGUGCACGUAUUAACAAAUUAUUUUCCUAACUAUUCUGGUGAGCCAGAAUGAAAUCAGGAACAUAAAGUCGAUUAGUUGUACUUUUUUGUAAAAUAUGCUGAUUUAGUUUUUCAUUUUAUCAUCUGUUAUUUGUAAGCUUUUCACCUGAAUUAUUUUGUGUUGAUUCAAAAAUAAUUGUUUUCUUCACUUCACACUGCUUGUUGUUUUUGGUAAAUGUUUGAAGAAAGAAGGCUGAAAAACUGCUUAAGUUACUUAGAUCAUAGAUGUGUGCCAUAUCUGGUGCUAUCAACUCAGAGCAGUUUUUUAGCACUUGGUCCCUAGUUGAAAUUCUCACAAUAAUUCUCACAAUCUAAAUAGAUAUUUAGAAAUAAAGCUUAAGACAAUCAAACAUUUAACUGAUUAUUUCCAGAUUCUGGCCAAUUAUAAUACAAUUAUAUAGGGAAAAUACAAAAUAUAUGCAUGAUUAAAUUUGACAUGAAAUACAUUUAGUUGCUGGUUAUAUUUGGGGAAUUUAAUCCUAUAUUGCUCCAAUGCUAACCAACAACAUAAAUAAGUCUUUACAUUUGGUUUUAGUGGGUUAAGCUGCUACCCUUUAAACAGACCCAAAGUUGUUCUUAGGAGUUCAUAUUGUUGAGUGUUGCGCUAUUAGUUUAAACAAGUAAAUGAGAGAUCCAAAACAUAUGGCCAGUAGCCUAAUGAGAUGCUUCGCUACUUCCUCUCUGUCUGUUCGUUGAUUCCUCUGUUAUUGUUGAUUUGUUUUUGUUUUGAUUCCAAGUGACUGUUUUUUUUUAUUUAAAGAAAGUUUGUGAGAUUUUUUAUUUGAUUUAAUACGUUUCAGAUUGAUCCAUUUGAAUUUUGGUAGUGUGCAUUGAGUAGUUAAAAAAAAAAAAAGAUUUGUUGGCUUUUUCUUUUGAAAUAAUGUCUGUCAUUUGAGUUUUUAUUUUUCUCAAUCUCUGUUUUAAUUUUCAAUCACAUGGUAAAUGCUCUAAAUGUUUGAGAGAUUUCAAAUCAGUCUGUGUCAUCACUUUUGGCACGUUCACCGUUUAAUGAGGUGUGCUCACUGCUCAUCAAUCCAAGAUAAUUAUGGGCUCUAUUCAAUCCCAAUUGAAAUGUAAAGGCAACGUUCCCGCAUUGGCGGAGACCGCAUUCACGGUAAACGGCUCAAUUGGAAAUGACCUUUACAUUUAUAUUGCACAACCUGUAACACUUCAGCUUUACAGAUUGAAUAGAGCCCUAAGUGUAACACCUCUUAGAAAUGAUUUCAGAAAUGUGUCCCACGUGGUAGAGUAGUCAUUAAGUCAGUCAGUGGUUAGGGAAUGCAGUGUGAAAAGUAAUAUUACCUCCUACGCAACUAGAGCAAUGUAAAGUCAGCUGAGGGUUAGUGUGCAAGGUGCUGAGAUGUUUUAUAAGGUCAUACCUUCUAUGGUUCUCAAGGCUAUCCUCACAGUCACAGCAGGUACUGUGUCCAUAUCCUCACUCUUCUGUCCAACGUUCACAAACCAGGCCUAAAUCCCAGGUCAAACAUCUAAUCAGACUGUUUUGUUUCUUAAAAUGGCCAGUGAUCUAUGCAAUUAAUUUAUUGGCCACAAUAAUGCAAUACUUACACUGUAGAUGAAUAUGAGAAGUUUUUAUUUUUCAGGUGACAAUAGGCUGUUUGUCAAGUGACUUUUGAAACUUACCAUUCUGCUAUUGGUGGCUUUCAUUUUAGUUAAUCCAAAACGUUUAGUUGUAAGAUUAUACGCCUCGUUGUUCAUCUAAUGACAGUGAGAUGGCUGCAUAGAAGGGAAUAUCUGUAUAUGAUCUACAGACAAUCAGUAACAUUUGAACUAUCUACUAACCCUAACCUUGAUAGUAUGACCAUCUGUUGAACAUCUACAGAUGGACUAUCCAAAUAAAGCAUUACCAUGUUUUCAUGUACAGCAUGGUUCAUGAGGUUGGAGAAAAUCAGAAAGAAAAUCACUCAGCUAUCUUGCUAAAGGCCUCACACCAUCUCCUAACAAUAGGAUACUGACUACCUGUUGUCCAUCCAGAUGCACAGUCCUUAUUUUGUCAACCAAAAUAUUGGUUAUAGAUUUUUUGUUUGUUACCAAAGACAUCAUCCGGUAGGCAUUUGGACAUUUCUAAGUGAUCAAUGCUCAGUUUAGAAUACAUCUGUAGUUCUUUCUUUUUCCUUGAUUUGUGACUGUACAUGAAAAGGUUUGUUGACACUAUUAAUAAGCUCUAUGAAUGGUCUCAUGAAUUAAUUUGUGGUAGGAAGAAUAUUAUCAGAAAUGCCUUAUAGAUUUCAUCAAGAGAGGAUUUAAAGUGUGCUACACACUAAAUUGCUAUCUGGAAACAUUCAUGCACUGUCUGCAAAUGAUAAACAAAUUAUUUUCUUGUAAGAUUUACUCUCAUGUAGUAGAAUCAGUCUUAGGAAACCACAAUUUAAUGUUUGUUACAUUGUCAUAUUUAUUUUGAGGCCACAAUCAUUCCAGAUGUGUUUAAAUAAAAAAAUGUCAGCCUUAGUUUGAAAUGUCAGAAUGCUCUCGCCCUUUUCCAUAGUUCAGAUAAUCCUUUACAUGAAGUCCACUUGAAACAUCUUGCUGCUAAUUUAGGAUUUUAAAGGUUGCGUAGGAGUGGGCUCUACUGUUUGUCUUUCAUUGUACAAUGCAAACUAGAGGGAGAAAAUAUUAGUUGAAGCUCCGUCCAGCAAUAAGUCAUCCAUGUCAUGUAAAGUCAGUCAGACAGGUUAAAAAGCAACACAUUUCAUAGUCAUUGGCGCACAGCCUUAACAUUACUAUUCCCUGGCUUUAUCAAGUCCAUUGUAAAGCAAUCAUGUACAAUCUUAUUCACUUUUGUCAAUCAUUAAAUUUGUCCUUAUGUGCCAUACUAGCAGGUCUAUGGCUGCGUUUACACAGGCAGCCCAAUUCUGAGCUUAUUCCACUAAUUGGUCUUUCGCCAAUAAUUGGGCAA